Messenger RNA from Protopterus annectens (West African lungfish), 5569 nucleotides. It is a transcript of the gene PTK7, whose product is annotated as protein tyrosine kinase 7 (inactive). The coding region runs from base 254 to 3445 and encodes 1063 amino acids. The record is from RefSeq and is a predicted model, not a curated record. Gene Ontology annotation, molecular function: ATP binding; protein kinase activity; axon guidance receptor activity. Gene Ontology annotation, cellular component: axon; neuronal cell body; plasma membrane. Gene Ontology annotation, biological process: synapse organization; protein phosphorylation; homophilic cell-cell adhesion. The transcript is spliced from 20 exons. Lineage: Eukaryota; Metazoa; Chordata; Ceratodontiformes; Protopteridae.
AAAAGUUGUGGUUUAAGAGUGCGCAGCCGCAGGUAUGAAUCGCAGCUGUAUGGAAUUUUUAAGAAUGAUUUAGAUGAAACAGAGAGCCUGAACCAAAGCCAGUUGUGCUGUGCUUUGUAGGUUCCUCCACGGUUUGAGUUUUAAGGUGAAAGGCGCGCAACUGAAUAUGGAAUAACAAAGUAUAGCUGCAGGCAUCGCGAGGCAGUUGGACGGCAAAAAACGAGCGAGUAAAGGGUGAACUAAACGGGCAGCCAUGGAGACCACAACGAGAGCCGGGAAGGAGCGGCUUGUAUUCCCGCAACUCGCUUUGAUGUUCCUUAUUGCUGCCCACAGUAGUUUGGCUGAGAUCAUCUUCAGCAAGGAGCCUUAUUCCCAAGAUGCCUUAAAUGGACGUGGUGCUAUUCUGCGCUGUGAGGUGGAGAAUCCAACUGGCAUACAGUUUGACUGGUUGCAUAAUGGAGUUCCUGUCAAAAGCACAGAUCGACGAUAUAAAGAGGGAAGUAAUCUGCAAUUCACUGCUGUGGAUAGACGGGAAGACAGUGGAAAUUUUCAAUGUGUAGCCAAAAACAAUUUUACUGGGGAGGAAGCUCGCACCAGCAAUGCAUCCUUCAAUAUUAAAUGGCUGGAACCAGGUGGAGUUGUUCUUAAGGACCCGUCUUCUGUAUUGGAUAUAAAGACAUCAAAGACUGUAGUUUUUCAGUGUCAUAUUGAUGGCCAUCCACGCCCCACCUGUCAGUGGUUCAGAGGUGGCAGUCCAGUCAUAGAUGGAACCAGUUACAUCACUAACAACAAGGACCGAACUUUAACACUGAAAAGCCCCAGCCCUGAUGACAAUGGUGUUUACUACUGCUGUGCACGGAAUGCUGUUGGAUAUGUUUGCAGCAAUGCCAAUUUUUCUCUACAAAUUAUAGAUGAAAGCUUCCCCCGUGCAGUAGUAAUUCCACAAAAUCAAAUUGUUAGCAAGCAUGAAGAGGCGAUUUUUCACUGUCAGUUCAGCGCAGUGCCACCUCCAGUACAAAAAUGGUACUUUGAGAAUGAGACUGCCCCCAUUACAAAUAAGUCACGCAUGGUGGUGUUUUCUAAUGGCUCCCUGCUGGUGACUCAAGUAAGACCAAAAAAUACUGGUGUCUACAAGUGUAUUGGACAAGGAUCUAAAGGAAAGCCGUUAGUUCUCGAAGCAUCUUUACACUUAGCGGAAAUUGAAGAUUUACCGCCUCUCCCUUCCAGGACAUUUCCUGCUAGUACAAAGCAGCAAGUUGAAUGUCCCCGGCCACGAGGUGUGCCUGAGCCUUUAGUGUGGUGGGAGAAGGCAGGCACACGCAUCCCCACAGCUGGAAGAGUCCAUCAGGAUGGAAGAGAUCUCAUUUUCACAAAUGUUGAAGAGGAAGACAAUGGGGUGUACACCUGCUUUGCAGAGAACAAGGCAGGGCAGAAGAAACAGGAGCUGAAUAUCACUGUGGCAACAGUUCCAACAUGGGUGGAAGCACCCAAGGAGAGCUCCUUAGAAGAGGGCAAGCCUGGCUAUUUGCACUGCUAUACCAAAGCUUCACCAGAACCAACAGUGACUUGGUAUCGCAACAACAUCGACAUUUCUGAAGAUCCUCGCUUUAAGAUAUUUGAAAAUGGGACCCUGCGCAUCAACAAUGUAGAUGUUUAUGAUGCUACAACAUACAACUGUGCUAGCGAAACAGAUGCUGGCAGAAUUGAAGGUUCUGCUCGUGUACACGUCCUAGUGAAGCUGAAAUUCACUCCUACCCCACAACCUCAUCAGUGCUUGGAGCUUGAUAAAGAGUCCACUGUGCAGUGCUCAGCCACAGGCCGUGAGACCCCUACCGUUCAGUGGAUCAAGACCGAUGGGACCACCCUGCCACCUAACAUUCAUCAGAAUUCUGGUCAGUUACAUUUCAUGAGGGUUUCAAAGAGUGAUGCUGGCAAUUACACCUGCUUGGCAACCAAUAACAUACAAGGGGAGAUCAGAGCAGUGGUGCAGCUUCAAGUUGUAGUGUUUGUAAGCUUCACAUUGACACCGGACAACACAACCGUAUACCAAGGACACACAGCAGUGUUGAACUGUAAAGCAGCAGGAGACCCUCAGCCCAGCAUACAGUGGAAAGUGAAGGACAAAAUCCUGGAUGCUUCAAAAAGUAACCCAAGGAUUCAGACAAUGCCAAAUGGUUCUCUGGUUAUUCGUGAUGUUACUUCAGAAGAUUCUGGGAAGUACACAUGUAUAGCUGGACACAGCUGCAAUAUCAAACACACAGACGCAUUCCUCUAUGUUGUAGAGAAACCUACAACACGAGAAAGUGAUGAAACUGGGCAAACCCCAUAUAAGAUGAUCCAGACCAUCGGCCUGUCUGUGGGAGCUGCUGUGGCCUAUAUCAUCAUUGUACUGGCUCUUAUGUUUUACUGUAAGAAACGCAGAAAGGCAAAGAGGCAGCAGAAACAUGGCGAGGGUGAAGAACCUGAAAUGGAGUGUCUUAAUGGAGCCACUAUACAACAGAAUGGGCAGACAACAGCAGAAAUUCAGGAGGAGGUAGCUAUGACCUCUCUGAAUACAGCGACAUCCGCAGCAAAACGUCAUAGCAUCAAUGACAGACUGCACUUUCCUCGUUCCAAUCUGCAGAUGCUUACAACGCUUGGAAAAGGUGAAUUUGGGGAGGUCUUCCUAGCCAAAGCUAAAGGUGUUGAUGAGAGUGAAGAGGAGACAGUCGUACUGGUGAAGAGCCUUCAGGCACGAGAUGAGCAGUUACAGCUGGAUUUCCGGCGGGAGUUUGAGAUGUUUGGAAAACUGAACCAUUCCAAUGUGGUUAAACUUUUAGGACUUUGCCGCGAGGCAGAACCCCAUUACAUGAUCCUGGAGUAUGUAGAUCUGGGAGACCUGAAACAGUUCCUAAGGAUUGCCAAGAGCAGAGAUGAGAAAAUUAAAGCUCCACCAGUCAGCACAAAACAAAAGGUCUCAAUCUGCACACAGGUAGCUCUAGGUAUGGAGCAUUUGUCCAACAGUCGUUUUGUGCACAAGGACCUGGCAGCACGUAACUGUCUGAUCAGUGCCCAGCGACAAGUGAAGGUGUCUGCCCUUAGCCUUAGCAAAGAUGUUUACAACAGUGAAUAUUAUAAUUUCCGUCAAGCACUGCUCCCCCUUCGAUGGAUGCCAACUGAAGCCAUAGUAGAUGGUGAUUUCUCCACUAAGUCAGAUGUAUGGUCAUUUGGUGUGCUCAUGUGGGAAGUGUUUACACAAGGAGAAAUGCCCUACUCCAAACUUAGUGAUGAAGCUGUACUCUCAGCUGCACAGAAUGGCAAACUGAAACUUUCUGCUCCUGACGGCCUCCCUUCCAAACUGAAUAAAUUAAUGCAGCGCUGCUGUGCAGCCAGUCCAAAGGACCGUCCAUCUUUUAGUGAGAUUGCUAACUGUCUAGGUGAGAUGACUGCUGAUAGUAAAGUCUGACUGGAACCUCAGUAGCACUGGGAAGCAUCAGCAAGAGUAAUGGAUUGCUGCCAUUGUGCUGUCACAGACCUGGGUGGGGAACAUCUUUGAAGGGUCUCAACACAAAGUGAAGGAAAUGCAGACAGCACAUUGUAAAGGCCUUUUUUCUGACCGAGAACAUUGUGCAUAUUUAUACCACAUUACUGUGCCGCAGGACUUACAUGGCUCUGGGAUCUACCUCUGCACUAAGCAGGACAUUUUUGUUAUAGGACCUUCAAGUAACUGUAGUACUGAGGGAUGAGAACUUGUCCAGAGGCCUGUGCCACAGUGGUGCUAGAUAAUACGGACAACUUUGUUGCAAAGUAACUUGUCCCUUCAUGCUAAGUUGGAACGGCUGGCCUCCACCCUGGAAAGGAGGGUGCACUUUUUAUUACUGCAGUGGUUAUUUAAAGCCAUUUUGCCUGCAAUUUUUGUAAUAAUCUUUUUUUUUUCUGAGCAACCGAACAGGAUACAGUUAAGCACAUUGUUACUUGGACCACCAAAGCCUAUAUAAAACUCAAGAAUUCAAAGUGUAUCCCCAUUACUGUUUUUUUUUCCCCUCUUUCUUUUCUCAUUUGGACUAGGUACAAUCAUAAGAAGUCAUCUGUUUCCCUUCUCUGUGGAAGUCUCUCACCUCUUGAGGUUUACGACAGCUGGUAGUUUUCCAGUGAGAUCAGUAGGAUAAUUUGGAGGUGGUCUUAGUGGUUACUGCUCAUUAUUCUAAUGAAGGUGAUAUCACCAGCUAAGAAUUGAUCAUAUAGCUGUAGGUCAGCAGUGGAUACUUGUAUGUAGCAGUGGUAUAACACUCAUGGGUGAUCUGUGCAAGCCCAGAUUUAUCAGUGGUUCAUUCUACUUCAUCCGUUCUGCUUUCUCCACUAGCACAUGCCAACUAGUGUAAUUAUUUCAUGUUCUUGAACCACAUUCUUCAGAAAUGACAGAUGCGUAUUUAUAGAUCUGUUGAGUAAUGAGACAAGAUAUCUGACAUUCAGUGGAAGUUGCUACCCUGAAGCAGGUUCACUAUUUAUUUUAUUUUUUUUUUAAUCACUACUGCUUACAGUAAUUAGUAAUUGUCAUCCUAGUUGUUCAGCUUUGAAGUUAGUGACUGGCAUAGUAACAGGAUCUUUAAAGGAGGAAACAUCUGUGGUCCAUCACUUAUUUCAUACUUAUUGAGCUAUUUUGUUGUUACCUUUUUUCAGUCAGUGUUCGUUGACUUAAUCUGAAUCAUGUCAUCUUUAUCACCCUUUGACAACUUUCCGUUUAGCACAGCUCUGUACAGUUGAGUAUCCCUGCUUUCUAAUGAGGCUGCCAGGGUUUGUUCAGCAUUAGAACAGUAGUAAAACUGACCAUGCCUUUCGGUUUUAAUGUUCAGAAUAAUGUCAAAACAGAGCUGUUAAACCGUAUCAAAUCUGCCUUUUGGUUUAUAGUGUCAGUAAUGGAGUGGAUUUUCUUGUUGGACCUAGCCUGUGGGCCUUUCUCAGACUGUAUGCUAUAGUAUUAUGUACGACAGAAAUUGGUGCAACAUGUGAUGCUCUUACCACAGUUAUAACUGCAGUACUUGUAGAGCUGAAUCAGAAUUUGUGUUCCAGGGUCCUGAGCCUAAUGCCCCAGGCACUGACUUGGGACAACAGUGGAAGACUGAGCACUACAUUUGUUUGGGGGUAUUAACUGGGGUGUUGACAUGCCUGAAAUGAACUUAGCAGGGGAACCUACUUCCUAAAACAGUAGUACUAGAUGCAAACAGUUGUUCCUUUAUAGUGAAUUUAGACUUUCAGUACAUUUUUUCCUGCUGAUUUUGUGUCCAAUUUGUAAUGCUAUUCAUUCUUCCAGUAAAGCUGUGUGUGAGAAUUUGUCAGGUCAGAUGCAUACACACUCCUAGUUCAGGUAACACUUUAGAGAUAAUUUCAUUGCUGCUUGUAAAAGUGUCUUACUAGCAGAUUGCAGUUUCUUGUGCUUCAUGUCAUCCUCUGUGGAGUGUUUCAUACGUUAUGAUUUACUGUUUUCUGAUUUUUGGUUCAGUAUAGUUUUGUUAUAAUGGUCAUGAUUUGGAUGUUUCCAAGACUGUGGUUGCCUGUGUAUGGGAAUCUUUUGAUUUCCCAUCCCUGAUCA